Condylostylus longicornis is the source of this 4934-nucleotide messenger RNA. Its product is annotated as zinc finger protein 91-like. The transcript has 10 exons. The coding region runs from base 150 to 4502 and encodes 1450 amino acids. Lineage: Eukaryota; Metazoa; Arthropoda; Insecta; Diptera; Dolichopodidae. Gene Ontology annotation, cellular component: chromosome; nucleus. Gene Ontology annotation, molecular function: chromatin insulator sequence binding; zinc ion binding. The record is from RefSeq and is a predicted model, not a curated record. Gene Ontology annotation, biological process: regulation of transcription by RNA polymerase II.
AUUCUUCAUAGUUUGACCAAUUUUGCUAUUUGCUAUUGACUUGAUUUUUAUUUAACAAGAUUUAGUUAUUUAUUUUAUAAUUUAACUAGAUUUAGAAGUUUUGCAAGACUUUAAUUUAACACGAUUUAGAGGUUUAAAAAUCAAAAAAUAUGUAUAACAUAUUUAAACCAAAACUUCCUCCCAAUUUUGAACUGCUAGAACUUGAAAGUGUGUGUCGAAUUUGUUUACAUUGCACAAGCAAUUUGUUACCAUUAUUUAACAACGAAAUAGAUUCGCUUGUGUCGGAGUUUUUACCGGAGAAGUUAAAUAAAAAACCAUUGCAUCCCCAUCAAAUUUGUUUGAAAUGUUUUGAGGAAGCUAAAACUGCUUACGUUUUCAAAAAACAGUGCGAAUAUUCUGAUAAAUUGAUUAAAUCAAUACUGAAUGAAGCUGACUUUGAUAAAACCUUCGAGAAACAAACCCAAACCGAUUUCACAAACUUUAUGUUUCCGUGCGAGAAAUGUGAUAAAAAAUAUGAAUUUUUAGAAAGCUUAAGAGAACAUCGUACAAAAGAACAUCAAAAAACUCCUAAUAUAUGCCGAAAAUGUGGAAAAGUUUUUACAAAAAUUGUUGCGUUAAGAGAUCAUUUGGGUUCAGCUCAUCCAGAGCUUGGCUUCCCUUGCAAUAAUAAAUGUCAUUUAUGUGAAAAAAUUUUUACAAGAAAAGAUAUUCUUAAAAGACAUCUACUUAAUAUUCACAAUUACGAAGAAAAAUUUCAAGAAAGGGAGAAUGUGCAGGAUAAUUUUUGUAUCAAAUGCCAAUUAUGUGAAAAAGAAUUUGCUCAAGUAAGUCAUUUAAAAGAACAUUUAACCAUUGACCACAAAACAGAGCAAGUAGUUAUUGAAAAAGAUAAUAUGGAAGUCAAUGAGAAAACGCAGCAGAAAAAUUUCAACAUAUUAAAAAUUGAUAAAUAUGAAUUCUCUUGUGAAAAUUGUUUGCAAAAAUAUGAGACUGAAGAUGAUUUAAAAUAUCACAAGUGUCCCACUAGUUUUAUUUGUGAAAAGCCUAUGGAAACCGGUUCCCAAAACGAGCUGCAUUUAAUAAAUUUAAGCGAAGAUAAUGAUGAAAUAAAUAAUGCACGUGAAUUUAAAUAUGAAGACAGUUUGAAAUCUGAUGAUGAAGAUUUAUCUGGAAAAUGUAAAAAAAAUUUGUUGGGAAAGUUAAACAUUGAAAUUAAAAAUGAAACUAAAACCGCACAAGAUAUUGUGAAAUCAAUGGUAAUAAAAUCAAAAAACAAAAUUCCUAGAAUUAAAGUUAAACCCAACUCUAACGGAAAGUAUGAAUGUGAUGUAUGCAAAAAAGAUUUUACAAGGUCAGCUCAUUUAACACGACAUAAACUCUUGCAUUCUGGUGACCCUAAACCGUAUUCGUGUACUAUGUGUUCUAAAUCAUUUUCCAGAUCAGAUCAUCUAAAAAAUCAUGUAAGUGGGUUUCAUGCCGAUUUAAGACCAUUUAAAUGUGUUAUAUGUCACAAAGCAUUCACCAGGAAUGAGCAUCUGAAACGUCAUGUCAGUCUUCUAACUUGUUCAACAGAAAGAAAAAGACGUAGAAGAGAUAAAAUUUUUUCAUGUGAAAUAUGUAUGAGAAAAUUUUCGACGGAAAAAUAUGUUCAAGAUCAUAUGUCUAUUCAACAUAACGAAACUAGGGAAUUUACAUGCAAAUAUUGCAAACAAAAAAUAAUUGGUGCAACUGAAUAUAAAAAGCAUUGUAAGGGACACUAUACUGCUCCGACUAAGCAAUUUCUUUGUUCAGAAUGUGGUGGAAGUUUCACAAAAUUACAAUAUCUCAUGAUACAUAUAAGAAGACACACUGGUGAAAAACCGUACAAAUGUCGAUAUUGCGAUAAAGCCUUUCCUAGAACAACUGAUCAAUACGCACAUGAAAGAUCACAUACUGGAGAAAAAAACUUUCAUUGUACUAAUUGUCCGAAGGCCUUUUCAACAUCAUAUAAAUUACGAGUUCAUAUGCGAAUUCACACAGGCGAACGACCGUAUAAAUGCUUGUAUUGUCCCAAGGCUUUUGCGCAAAAUAAUGAUUUGAAAGCACAUCAUAGGCGCCAUACUGGCGAACGAUUUUAUUGUGAUGUCUGUGGCGUGGGGUUCGUUCAAAUGUAUGUUUUAAGACAACAUAAACGGCAAGCUCAUGGUAUUGAUGAGCCUCGGAACAGGAAUUCUCUUUUAGAAAAUAGAGACAAACAAAUACCCGAAGAACAAAUAAUUUCAGAUGGUGUAAAAGAAAGUGCAACAUUUAUGUUAAAUAUAUUCAAACCAAAAAGUCAUGCAAGUUUUCAACCAGCUGAACUCCAAAAUGUUUGUCGAAUUUGUUUACAUUCCACUGAAAAUUUUCUAUCGCUAUAUGAUAAUGAAAUUGAAUUUUUGAUAUCUGAGUUUUUACCACAAAAGUUAUGCCGCAGGCCUUUACAUCCUUACCGAAUAUGCGUUGAAUGUUUUGAUGAAGCAAAAGUUGCUUACAUAUUUAAGAAGCAAUGUGAGUAUGCAGAUAAACUAAUUAAAUUAGUAUUACAUGAACCGGAUAUUAACAAAACUUUCGAAAAGGAAACUCAAACCGAUUUUAGCAAAUUUAUAUAUCCAUGCGAAAAGUGUGAUAAAAAAUUUGAGUCAUUGGAAAUUGUAAGGGAACAUAGGGUAAAAGAACAUAGUAAUACUCCACAUGAAUGUCGUAUUUGUACUAAAAAUUUUACCAAACUUGGGACUUUGAGGGAUCAUUUAGGUUCUGUACAUCCAGAACUUGGUUUUUCCUGCAGAAAUAAAUGUUUUUUGUGUACAAAAAGUUUUACUAGAAAAGAGCAUUUAAGAAAACAUAUUGUUGGAAUACAUAAAGCUAAUAAAACUUUGAAUAUUGAUGAACGAAUUAGAAUAGAAAAAGAAUUUUUAAGGGGAAAUGACUGCCAGUUAUGUACCGAGUCUUUCAACAACAAAGAAGAUUUGAGGAAACAUGUAAUUAGCGCCCAUAAUUCAAACGAAAAAUUUCUUUCCCAAUACACUUUUGAAACAAAUGAAACGUUACCAGAAAAUAAGUAUGAAAUUACUCCCGACAUUUUAAAUAAUUUGGAAAUUUUGAAUGAUCUAAAAAAUGAGCUGCCAUUACCUUUUCAACCAGAAAAUAUAUAUAUACAUAUAUGUACGUACUUUCAUGUAUAUGUAUAUUUUUUUAUCAGUUUAGAUCAACCACCUAAACCGCCGGAGAAAAUAGAAAUCACUGAACCUUUAAAUACUAAGUUAGAGGAUGAUCCACCUGAUGAAGAUCCACUCAUGUCUUUUGAAUGCGUUUCAGUGCUUGAUGAAAAUCCUGAUUUGGAAGAGGAAUACGAUGAAGAUGAACAAGAUGAGAAUGAGAAGCAGAACAAGAAAGAAAAUGAAAAACAAUCCGCUAAGCAGGCGAUAAAAGUUACAAAAGAGCUUGUUAAAUCAAUGAUAUCGGAGUCUAAAAAGCAGAUCGCAAAUAUUGAAACCAAACCAAAUGAAGACGGGAAAUAUGAAUGCGAGAUUUGCAAAAAAACAUUUGAUAAGUCGGCAGAUUUGAUAAAUCAUAAAUUUUCACAUUCCGGAGUUACAAAGCCUUAUGUAUGUACUAUGUGCUCCAAAUCUUUUCUAAGACCAGACAAUUUAAAAAAUCAUGUUAACUGCGUUCAUGCUGGCAUAAGACCUUUCAAAUGUUCAAUUUGUCAGAAAUCUUUCACUCGCAAUGAGCAUCUACAACGGCAUAUGAAUCGGCUAAUAUGUUUAAACGAAAAAAAAACUCGUCCAUACGAAAGAUUGUUUCCAUGUGAGAUGUGUAAAAGCAAAUUUACAACAGAAAAACGUGCUAAAGAUCAUAUGGCAAUGCAACAUGAUGAAACUAGAGAGUUUACAUGUAAAACUUGUUCAAAAAAAAUUAUUGGAACCAGAGCAUAUAAAAAACAUUGUAGAGCACAUUAUACUGCACCGGAAAGAGAAUAUCUUUGUAGCGAAUGUGGUAAAAGUUUCACAAAAUACCAUUGUUUUACUAUACAUGCCAGAAUGCAUACUGGAGAGCGGCCAUAUAAAUGUAGAUAUUGUGGAAAGGCUUUUCCAAGGAGUACAGAUCAACAUGCACAUGAAAGAUUGCACAGAGGAGAAAAAAAUUAUGUAUGCACAGAAUGUAGCAAAGCAUUCGCAACAAAUUAUAAAUUGCGAAUUCAUAUGCGAAUUCAUACAGGCGAGCGGCCAUACAAGUGUACAUACUGUCCAAGAGGUUUCGCGGAAAAGAGCGACUUAACAAAACAUCUCCGGCAACACACAGGGGAACGAUUUUAUUGCAAUCUCUGCGACAUGAGUUCCGCUCAAAAGUACCUCUUGAGAAGACACAAACGUGAAGUACAUGGCGUGAUUGAACCUGGGGGUAGAGUUUUUUUGAUGGAUAAAGUAGAAACGCAGGAACCGGAAAAACAGCUUGAAGAAUCAAAUUCAAAACCAGAAAAUUAAGUGUUUAAUAAAUUAAUUGCUUAAAUAAAUAGGUGAUUUCAAUUGAAAAUGACGAUAUAGAAAAGUUCGCAUUUAAUGUCUUACAUAAAAAAAAACUGCUGCUUUCAUGAAACACUAGAAAUUGAGUACUAUAAUCUCAUCCGAUUUACUAUCACAUUUCCGAUUUUUUGAAAGUGAAAUAGCUAAAAUUAAUUUUUUGUGGGAACUAACUUCAAAAGAAAAAUAAAUAAAACAGAAAUGUUGGAAAAACUUUUAAAAUCUUUAUAAAUAAGUUAUGUAUUUAACAAAUAUUUUUUGGAUAUAUCAAAAACCGCAAAUUUUGAUUUUAAGAUUAUAAAAGAGUGAAACUUAGAAAAAGCCAUUUGUGAAUCAAUUUUGUUUAUUUUAUUUUUAAUUAAAAUGUUUCGAAAAUAAAAGUUUUAAAAUUAUUAA